AUGGAACCCCUCAGCUUGGCCUUCGCGGCCGUAACGGUGUUCAAAGCAGUCUUCCUUCUGUCUCCCACAAUCUACAAAGUCAUCGAACCAGCAAAUAAUGCCGUACCAGAGAAACUCAAGCUGUGCAUCGAUUUCCAUCACGAGGUGUUAUUUUUGAGGGAUUUUGGUCAGCGUUUCCUGGCCAACUCGGAGUUUGGGAGUCUUGACAAAGGUGAGGGGCCCCACAGUAUGACAUUCAACGACAUGAACUCACGUUCACUUGAUUACCAAGCCCUCGCUGCAAAGGACUUGCUCAUUGGGAGCGCCCUCAAAACUGAGGAUGAUCUGGGAUGUAUGAUGGAUCAGAUCAUACAUGUAGCAAAUGGAUACCCACCCGCUGUAUCUGAGGCGUUGCUCAAGGAGACAAAGGAACCUGCGGGGAAGGCCUUUGGUCUGGCGCCGUUCAUGUCUCUAAAGAGGAUUACCUUGCAACCAAAUGUGGAUAUAUCGGGGUUCGAGCUGAAAGAUUUUGGGCUUCAGUCAUUCACGCAGCGUGGUGACGAGUCACUGGCUCUAGUAACGCUAACCGCAGGUCCUGGGAGAGCAGAGAAUGUACUCGCAGAAUAUAAAGAGUAUGGGGAUCUGGGACUGGAGAAAAACAUGACCGCCGUGAACCAGUUGGCAAACCUACUCGCGGCUUCUUACGUCAAUGGAAAAGAGCGCCACGCUUUUGUAUUCGACUUCCCAGAGAAUACAUCCUCCGCCUCCUUUUUCUCCUUGCGGUCUGCUCUUGAAGCCACUGAACCCAAGCAUGCACCGUCAUUAGAAACGAGGUUCAGGCUGGCCGAACGCCUGGCAAAGACUGUUUGGUAUCUCCACGCCGUAUCCUGGCUACAUAAGUCGAUCCGAAGCAGCAACAUUGUCUUCUUUGAAUCCCUGGGAGGGGAGAUCGACUUCGAAUCCCCAUACCUGGUCGGGUUCGAGUAUGCCCGGCUGGAAGCCGAUGCAACGGAAUACACCGGCUUCGACGAAGUCUGGUCCAAGAACAUUUACCAACAUCCCGCCCGCCAGGGCUCUCCCACCACCUGGUUCAGCAAGGCGCACGACGUUUACGCGCUGGGUUUGGUACUGCUCGAGGUCGUGUUGUGGAGGCCGUUGGCUGAUAUCCUGGCUGAAGCGAGACCGAAUCGGGACUUGAAGCGGCUGGCUCCGAAGCGGAUCCAGGGGAUCUUUCAGGUGACGGCGGAGGAGCAGUUAGGGCAUCGGAUGGGCGUGGCUUAUGCGAAGGCUACGAUGGAAUGCUUGUCAGCUCGGCCGGAAGACAAGUGGACUCCGUUACGGUGUAUGAUGAUAUAG
Eremomyces bilateralis CBS 781.70 is the source of this 1335-nucleotide messenger RNA. RefSeq lists its product as uncharacterized. Gene Ontology annotation, molecular function: ATP binding; protein kinase activity. Lineage: Eukaryota; Fungi; Ascomycota; Dothideomycetes; Eremomycetales; Eremomycetaceae. The transcript is spliced from 4 exons. The record is from RefSeq and is a predicted model, not a curated record. Bases 1 to 1335 code for a protein of 444 amino acids. Gene Ontology annotation, biological process: protein phosphorylation.